This is a messenger RNA of Dryobates pubescens (Downy woodpecker), 1092 nucleotides long. It is a transcript of the gene HESX1, whose product is annotated as HESX homeobox 1. Gene Ontology annotation, cellular component: nucleus. Lineage: Eukaryota; Metazoa; Chordata; Aves; Piciformes; Picidae. The transcript has 4 exons. The coding region runs from base 334 to 954 and encodes 206 amino acids. Gene Ontology annotation, molecular function: DNA-binding transcription repressor activity, RNA polymerase II-specific; RNA polymerase II cis-regulatory region sequence-specific DNA binding. Gene Ontology annotation, biological process: regulation of transcription by RNA polymerase II; forebrain development; pituitary gland development. The record is from RefSeq and is a predicted model, not a curated record.
UAAAACUGAUUUUAUACAUUACUGAUUUCAAAUAAAAGAGAAGUACUAUAUUUGUGCACGGCUUCUGUUGAGAAAGUUAAGUCGAUGUUCUGGUUAGGAGAGAUAACACUUUUUUUGUCCCUCUUGGUGGCCCCCCUAGUGUCGCCAUUAGUUGCUAAUUACUUGCAAACAAAUAAACAAUUAACUCCUCGUGCCUCUUGGUGGGAGAGUUUUCAUUGACAUGCUAAAACUUUCUAAUAAAAGAUUUUAAUUAAUGACGUUGCCAACCCAGCCCACUUGUCAACAUAGCUAUAAGGAAGACUUGUGGAGAAAUGCAAGUACAGUAUAGGUGCUAUGCUGGCUGAAGGUGAAAGCAUGGCAAGUACGUCGCUGUGUGCUGCUAAUACAUCAGCCUCUCCCAGUCUUCGGAAAGUGUCAGGUUUUGCAGAAAACAAAACCACACAGUGCUCGUUUUCCAUUGAAAGUAUUUUGGGACUGGAGCAAAAAAAAGAUGGCAUUCCAUCUGCGAGACCUCACAGACCUUGGAUGGAUGCAUGCACUGACGUGGUUUUAGGUGAUGACAAUAAUCCCCAUCUGCAAAUCCCUGUUGUUUGCUAUGAAAAGCCAUUAUUUUGUGCUAACAGUAAUCCAGUGCAAGAGGAAAAAGUUUUGAAAUGUGAAAAAUAUUUUUCAGUGACUGAAAGGCUUUCUUUCAAACGAGAACUGAGCUGGUACAGGGGUAGAAGACCAAGAACUGCAUUCACUAGAAACCAGAUUGAAGUCUUGGAAGAUGUUUUUAAGAUGAACUCCUACCCUGGCAUUGAUAUUAGAGAAGAGCUAGCUCGCAAAUUAGAUUUAGAUGAAGACAGGAUCCAGAUCUGGUUCCAGAACCGUCGUGCAAAGCUGAAAAGAUCACAUCGUGAAUCCCAGUUUCUAAUGGUGAAAAGUACUUUCACCUCCAGCCUGCUAGAGUAGAAAGAAGGAUGGUUUCCUCUUAUGGUACUGCAAUACAACCUGAAGAUUUAUUAGAAUUUUCAUAACCUGUAUUAAGUGAUGAUAUAUUAAUUAUGAUUUUAACCUCAGAUUGGAAUGUUUAUAACAAUUUUCAUUCAA